Exophiala spinifera is the source of this 1233-nucleotide messenger RNA. RefSeq lists its product as uncharacterized. Lineage: Eukaryota; Fungi; Ascomycota; Eurotiomycetes; Chaetothyriales; Herpotrichiellaceae. The transcript has 2 exons. Bases 1 to 1233 code for a protein of 410 amino acids. The record is from RefSeq and is a predicted model, not a curated record.
AUGAAGGUUCUCGGUCAGAUUUCAGAUCUCGGGAACCAGAAGAUGGCCGUCCCAACAAUGCCUUUGGCAUAUUGUUCCAAGGACCAUCUGGAUAGUUUGUUUCGAUGUUUGUGGUCAUCUCCAGCCUGCAACAUAAGCCAUAGUAGCUGCGCUGCUCCUUGUCAGAGCCAGUGGCAUGACUGUUCUUUCCAGCAGACACAGAAACUUGGUCCGUAUCUGAACUUCUACAAGCGGCUGGUGAGCAAAUAUGACACAAACCUCCCUCCCGGGGCACUCACCUCCCACUACGACUUGCACACGCUUAUGCAGACGAUUCGCUGCCACCCGGACCUGACGCGGGCAGAAUUGGUCGAGACACACCUGGCCGAUCAUGCCGUGUGCAAGUCUGGGGUGGCGACAGAAGAUCGUGAUCGAGCGAUCGACCUUGCCGUUCGGAUUAUGACCAUGGUGAAUUGCCAGCUCCAGAACAGGUCGCUGGGAUAUGUGGAAUACGGAGCCACGUUCCACGGGUGGCCAGCGGAGACCACUUUCUGCGAUUUCAUGCAGAGCUGCUUUCCUUCGCCGUUGCCCGGAGGCCCGACCAGCAGCGACCAGGUCGAAACCGAUGAGACGCUCAUCAAGACGAAUCUGACAGCAGUUCAGGUCAUGAAGACGGCGAAGUUGAGAUUCGAAGCCACCGACGACUUGCGGAAUCAUCUACUGGUUGACCGGAAGCGGCGGACCGUGCAGAUCUUUCACCACGCUGCUUUUCUGAAAGAGAACCUGCGAUGUACACGGGGCCAAGAUCGGAAUGCUACCAUGACGGAGCAGCUGAAGGUAUGCGCAGUACCACGGCAGAUUGCCCUCGAAAUCCUGGAUUCGAUCCAAAAAGUGCUCUUCCGACACUCGGAUGCCAAAUCCCGGGCGAUUUUGCGCUCUUUGAUAUCGAAAGAGAGUUUUGAUCCGGAGUGUCUCCAGUUCGAGUACAGCUCACUACGUGUCCCAGGCGAAGAAGAAGUGCCAUACCGCUACUUCGGAUCUCGAAUGGCAGAGCUGUACGAAGAGGUCGAGAACCCUUCUCCAGAUGGCCUCUUUGAGAAAUGGCUGGAACGGAAAAGCGGUGCCCGAUACGUAAUGCUUGCAACGUUGAUUGGGGUGCUAUUUGCAGUGCUGCUUGGGUUUCUGUCCUUGGCUGUAUCUGUCUAUCAGUCCUACAUCUCAUACCAGGCCUGGAAACACCCUGUGGUCGGGUGA